Messenger RNA from Vombatus ursinus (common wombat), 2406 nucleotides. RefSeq names its product nucleolus and neural progenitor protein (gene RMP64). The record is from RefSeq and is a predicted model, not a curated record. Bases 7 to 1662 code for a protein of 551 amino acids. The transcript has 9 exons. Gene Ontology annotation, biological process: positive regulation of Notch signaling pathway. NCBI's taxonomy places the organism in Eukaryota, Metazoa, Chordata, Mammalia, Diprotodontia, Vombatidae. Gene Ontology annotation, cellular component: nucleus.
UCCAAGAUGGCUUCAGCGGCGCCUUGCCUGGAGUGGGAGCCCUGGAACCGGGUGCAGAUCCCGAGCCCCGGCAGUGUGAGCACAGUGAUCAUAGAAGACAGAGACGGAGUAAUUGGUUCACACGUCAAAGCUGUGGCUCAGGAGUGCUGCGGUGUCAGAAGGUCAUUGAUGAGAAGAGGUCUGGGUGCGGAAACGGGCAUCGUGCGUGCAGUCCUUUACAGUAAUCACAACAAGCUGUGUCACCACAAGCCGUAUUUGGCUCUCACACAGGUAGAACAGUGUCUCAAGCGAAUGAAUUCUGUGAAUAUGGAGGGGUCCAUUCAAGAUCUCUUUGAGCUAUGUCCUAAAGAAGAUAAACUUGAAAAUGCAAAAAAGUACAUCAUUCCCAGCCAGCCAGUUUUGGAGUUUGUGUUAAUGAAGAUUUUGGGAACCUGCAAAUUAAUACUACGUUUAUUAGACUGUUGCUGCAAGACAUUUCUCUUGUCUGUGAAGCAUCUUUGUUUGGAAGAAUUCAUCAUUUUAAACACUGUUAUUAUAGGAUUGGUGAGCAGGGUAUGGGUCUUGUAUAAAGAUGCUUUAAAAAAACUUGUCUCUUUAUAUAAGCCUUUGUUUAGAUUGCUGCAAGAGGUAUCCAGGAUUCAACCAAUGCCUUACUUCAAAAAUUUUACCUUUCCUGCUGAGCUUAAAGAAUUUUUAGGAGAAGCCUAUCUUGAUGUCAUUAAGAAAAAGAUGGAAACUAAAGGAGUAACAAAAUUGCUAGACAAACUAUUUCUAGCAGAAGAGAAAUCUAACAAGCCUAUUGAAGAAAUAGACUUAGAAGUUCCCCCAAAAGCUAAACAAAUGAAGAUAAAGAUGACAGAUAAUGUGGAUAUUGGGAAGGCAGUGCAGAAGAGGAAAAUCUACAGAGAAACAUCAUCAGGAUUUGACCUGAAGGCCUUUUGCAAACGACCAAAGCACAAAGCUACCACGGACACCAACUUCAAACCUGUGUGUUCUGAAAGGAGAGUACGAAAAGCCAUCAACUCAUCCCAGCUGCUGGUAGGAUCCUCUCAUGCCAAAAACCUUGUACUGAGCAUCCGAGAGGCACAGUCUUUUACACAACUUUCAGAAGAAAUCCAAAGGGCCAUUUUCUGGUGUAGACGAAAAAAACUGAAACAUAAAGCCACCUUUCUGGGUAACAAACUUCUAAAAAGUAACCGGCUUAAACAUGUGGAAGCUCAAGGUUGCAGCUUGCCCAAGAAAUUGAACUGCAUAAAAACGUCUAUCUGUAACUUGCUUCUCCAUGACUUGGGUAACAUGUCUUCAAAGCGCCACCUGAGACGAAUCACUUCACAGAAUAAAUGUAUAAAGCAGCAGAGGAAACCACAGAGAAAGCUGCAGCCCACUGUUCUGAAGGAAAUUCAACAGCUUCUUCAUCACACUGAGAAGGUUGUCACAGAGGGAGAUGCCAAAAGAACAUUCUCAGACCUUACAAUUCAUAGACCUGAACUGGCAUCGAAAAAGAGCCGGCUGUUGGACAACAGAAAUGCAAAUCAUAUUGAAAAUUGCAGUGGUGCAGUGAAGUCACCAACAUUGACUCAAGUAAAGGAAAAUAACACUACGUCAGAAACUGUCGGAGACAUGGAUGACAUUGAUGAUAUUUUUUCUUCAUUGGGAGUUUAGUUGUACAUAUAUGUGGAACUGCAUUAGUUUAUUAAGAAAGGAAGCAGCUCAUAAUUAUGUCUGCUAGAUGAGGUUCCAUAGUGCUCCUCUAAGUGGUGGAAGUUCUACACUGUACCCAGAAGCAAUGGAGGUAUCUGCAUUCAUUCAGAAUCAUUCCCCAAGUCCCGCAAACUGACUUUGAGAGGCCUCAGGGCCCCCAAGAGCUUGGACUGUUUGAUUUGUUUACCAAGGAUUCUAGGUAGAUUGGCUUUGAGGAAAUGUGUAUAUUUUGCACCAAACUAGGUACCUAAAAAAUCUGCCUUGGUCAGGACCCAUACUCCUUGGCUGGCUCCAAUGGAACCAGCAUGUUUGCUGUGAAACUGGAAGAUGGAGGUAUCCAAAGGGUCAUUGUUUGAUUUACUGGCUUAAUUAUACUAUAAUGACAUUGCCUCUUGUUAUGUCUGUGGGACAUCAAGAUUUCCUGUUUUGGGUGAUUGUGUUGUCCAGGUUUUAUAUGAUAUAAAUAGAAUUGAUCACCAAGAAAAGUUAGUGUUACCACUGGUCUUAUUACUGGGGCCAAAUUAAAUCAGUUUCCAUUUUCCCAUUUACUUAGGGUUAGGUGCUUUGAAAUGCUUAAUCUCUCCAAUAUAUGGAGUUAGAAUAUGCUGUACUUAUAUCUCUGUUUUGUUUGAAUAAUAGCUUUUUUGGGGUAUGAGCAGGGGGGAUGGAGCAUUUUAUUUCUCUAAAAAAUUGCAAAAAUGUUAA